UUCCUCCAGAUGUGGACUCCUUCACUCACUCGCUCACUGCCUCAGUGAGUGAGAGAGUGAAACCUGAUCCCGCUCCGGUCCAGACCUCAGCGUGAGUGAAGAUGUUGAACACGGAGCACAAAGACACGAGUCCACACUGAGUGAGCAGAUGGUUCUGCUGAGGGAGGAAGAGGGGGAGGAGGAGAAGAAGAAGAAGAGGAGGAAGAAGAACAACAACGAAGAGAAGAAGAAGAGAGAGGAGGAGACGACAUGGCUGAAGAUGUCGUUGGAUUCUGAAAAUCCCUGCGUGUUGUUGUCGCUGCGAGAUUCCAGGACGUCGUGUGUUUUCCAAACAGCUGACGAGAAAGAUGAGUUGCCUGGACUGGGAGAGGAGAGUGUCCUGGAGAUGCUGAGCUACUCAAAGUUCUCUGACCUGGAAACAUGGCUGUGUAUGCCGUCCUCACUGCUGCUGCCCCGGGCUCCGGAGUCCACCCACACCUCCUCUUCCUCCUCCUCUUCCUCACACUCCUUCAAUUCUCCUCCCAUCUCCUCGUCCUCCUCCCGACGCUCCACCUGCAGCGAACCAGGAGAGAGAGAUGCUCAGUUCAGGUUGUCCCUGAAUGACUUCACCUCCUUCACUCCAUCUCUGGGGAAAGGGACGCCAUUUGUGUCCACACCUCACCUCCCCCUCCUCUCCUCUACCCCCACUGAUGUCCCUGUGCCAGCGAGAGACUCCGCCUCCCAGAGCGGCAUCAGGAAACGGCGACGGCUCGCGGCGAGUCCCGGAGGACUACACUGGAACUGUGCAGCGUCUUCGGUGCAGCGUGACCUCUGGUCACCUGAUCCGUCCCCGGGGUCGGCGGUGAGCGCAGCAGCCGUACAAGGUGGCGGUGCGAGGAGCCUCCCCAGAGCAGGGGUGGGCGGGGCAUUGGCGGCGUGCGGCAGCGAGCGGUCGACCUUAAGGAAAACGGCUUCUGUUGACGAGCGACUGCUGCAGCCGGCGAGCGGAGAACACCUGAGGAAGAAGCUCCGCCCCCUCCAUAACACGGGAAACACGGGACGAUACGACACCAGGACAAAGUCUGACAGUAAGAUCUCUCGAUUGGCUCAGAGGUGGAACCACAGGCUGACGUCAGGAGAUGCUCUGAUCAAAGACUUGAGGCCCCUGUUUUACUCGGCGGGAAACCCCCGAUCCUCAUUCAGUCUGGACAGCAGGCAUCUCCCGGGGGUCAUGACCCAGCAGAUGCAGAACCUGCAGUUGUCUCAGACCAGGAAGUGCCCCGGUGGGCCCUCCUCCCCCAGCGCUGCCAAGCGACUUUACAGGAACCUGUCGGAGAAGCUGCGAGGAAGCACCUCCUCCUUUGAAGAUGCCUACUUCUUCGGGAAGACAGAUCGACUCCGCAAGGCCUCAACGAUGCAGGGCAGUGACUGUAUCUUGGAGGCGGUGGAGCAGCAGGACCUGGACGCGGUGCAGAUUCUUCUGUACCAGUUCUCGGCCGAGGAGCUGGACCUGAACACGCCCAACAGCCAGGGUCUGACGCCGCUUGACAUUGCUGUCAUGACCAACAACACGCCCAUCGCCAAGCUGCUGCUGAAGGCCGGAGGCAAGGAGAGUCCACACUUUGUGUGUGUGGAGAGUCGGGAGCAGCACCUGACCUAUCUGGUCACGGAGGCAGAGCAACGAGCGGCCGACCUGGCGGCACAGGCUCAGAGGGACGGCCUCUCCCUGGAGGCGUGUCACAAAGACAAGCAGCUGCGCGCGUGGGAGUGGAGGAGUAAACUUUACCAACGCAUGAGGAAGGGCUUCCAGCACGCACGUCCCCCGGAGGCCCCGUCUGUGGUGCAUCUGAGCGUAAGCAGCAGCUCGACACUGACCGUCACGUUUCAGGAGCCACGAUGUCUCAACUCAACAGUGGUGACCAAGUACAGAGUGGAGUGGAGCUGUCUGAAGGACUUCUCACUGCUCGCUGGAGAGACAGUGCUGGACAAUCUGCAGAGCCUCAGGUUCACCAUCAGCGGCCUCUCCACGGGUCGCCUCUACCACGUCCGAGUGUCGGCGUAUAACAUGAAGGGCUGGGGUCCGUCCGCCGCGUCCCUCCCUCCAUCUGCUUCUCCGUCCAAUUGGAGGGAGGGUGACGGGCGAGAUCCCAGGAGGCGGGGCCACAUCGAGGCCAUGGAGCGUCUACUGCAGCAGGUCCGAGCCACUCACACACACUACUGCUGCGGAGAAACGUCGAAGCUGCAGAACCCGAGCAGGAAGCAGUCGGUGUCGAGGAGCCUCAAACAUCUGUUUAACUCCUCCAACAAGUUUGUGAAAACACUGAAAAGGGGUGUUUACCUCGCAACCGUCUUCUACCAAAAAGAAAGUCUCCUGGUGACGGCCGAGGACCAGAUCCCCAUCGUGGAAGUGGACGACUCGUACGGCAGCUCGCUGAUGCAGGACUUCCUCUGGUUCACCAAGUUGUCCUGUAUGUGGGAGGACGUCCGGUGGCUGAGACAGAGCAUGUCCGUGUCCAUGUCCUCGUCGUCCACGCUGCAGGCGAGACACAAGAUGCUAAUGGCCGCCGCGCAGAUGCAGAAUCUCCUGGGGACUCACAACCUGGGCCGUGUCCACUACGAGCCGAUCAAAGAUCGCCAUGGUAACGUGCUGCUGGUGACCAUCAGAGACACUGAGAGUCAACACUCGCUGUUCAGCGGGAAGUGGAUGCAGGUGAUGAAGCUGCAGAGUCAGAGGAAGUCGCUGUCCACGCCGGAGGAACCAUACGCUCUGGACAUCCUCAUCAUCACCAUCCAGGACAUUUUGGCGUACCAGCGGCGCAGCAACCACCGUCUCGCCCCGGGUCUUUACCUGGGUUACCUGAAACUCAGCAGCUCUGUAGACCAGAUCAAAGUCCUGGUGUCCCAGAGGACCCCGAACAUGCUCUGUCACACCCGCAUACGAGACAACUCCAACGUGUCCAGGGACGAGUGGGACUGGAUCCAGACACUGGCUGCUGCGGGAGACACUGACCACACCCAGGAGGACAGCGAGGAGGUGGGGCCUAGGGCAGAGAGCCACACCCCUUUACUAUACUAUGAGCUACAGACGGCAAUUAAGUCCUUGCUGAAGCUCAUCAACAUUCCUCUGCACCAGGCUCGUCACUUCCGUCUCUACAGUCAGGAAGUGGUCGAGCUCGGUCACGCCGUCUCCUUCCUGCUGCUUCUGCCGGCGGCCGAUGAUGUUUGCUCCGCCCCUGGACAGUCCAACCCCUACAGCCCACUGUCAGGGUUCCUGCACCUCCCACUGCAGAUGUUUGAGCUGGUUCACUUCUGCACCUACAAAGAGAAGUUCAUCAGUCUGUACUGCCGUCUGUCCUCCGUCCUCGACCUGGACGCCCUCAUUACCCAGCAGGCACUGCGGGAGGCCAUCACAGACGGCGAGGUCGCCACCGCCAAACAGCGGCAUCAGCUCAUUCUGGACUACAUUCAGCAACUGGACGAAAUGCGCCGUGACCUCCGCUGGAUCACGGACGCUCUGCAGUGCGCUCGCUACAAACAGCCCAGUGGGGGUUUGGCCAUCACCUGCCUCGUUGACGCCAGCGCUCUGGAGAGCGUCCAGCAGAAAAAGAGUGACUCCACCUCGUCCGCCAUGGAAUACCUGCCCACGCCGUCGCCGUCACCCGAACUCCGCCGCAGGAAAGCCGUCAGCAACUCGCUGCUGGGAUCGGACGAAGACGGAUCCUCGGAGGUCUUUUUACCGACAGACAGCGACUACGACUCCAGUGAUGCCAUGAGCCCCCGCGAACUGGACCUGCUCUACUCGCCCGGACUUUCCCAGCAGGCCUUGCACUCGCUGGGCGGCAGUGCUCCUGACGUGCUCCAGAUCCACGAGCUCAGGUACAGCGUCCGCCCAACCACAGACGUCCCUCACUCUCCGGCCAUAAAGGAACCGAAAGACGCUGUUUCCUCCUCCCCCCUCCUCCCCCACUCUCAUUCUCUCUCUUCCCCCUCCACUCUCCCUCGCUCUCCCUCACUCUCUAAGCCCCUCCCCUCCUCCCCCUCCCUCCCUCUGUCCCCCAGAUUCUCUACAGACCUCCCACUCUCUCCCGCUCUCUCUGACACCACCAGGACUCUGGAGAGUCUGUCUCUGUCCAAAGAGGACGCGGCUCCUCCCCCGACGAUGCUCGUCAACACGCCCGCCAAACGCAAACUCCUGUCCCGCAGUCACCGCGGUCAGUACUUCAGUGGACCGCAGCGCUGGCUGAGGAACCACAGCGGUGAGACGCUGACUGGGUCUUUAUCUGAGGGCGUUUACACCAAGCAUCUAGACCUGGACCUGCCGCUGCCCGGGGACCCGCCCCCACCGCACACCCCCACCUACGUCAGCCAUGUCUCCUGCGUCCUGGAGAGCCGGAGGGGCCGACAGCGCGAGCAGCGGCCUCACGUUCGCCGGAUCUUCGUGGAGCCGUGUAAGAAGCUGUCGCCAGGCAACAAGAGGAGGAGCUGGGAGGAGGAGGAGGAUGUGGAGGAGAUUGGUGUGAAGGCAGCGGGAGCGUCGGUGGUCGUGGCGGAGUCUGGAGGGGAGGGGCUAGAAGGAGCCACAGCCCAGGACGUGGACUCAGACGACCAAACGAACGCGCAGGUGUCGGAGAUUCUGAGCAGCACAUUGUAGAUUUAAAGUGCAACUCACUGUCGCCCCCAUGUGGACAAAACAGGGAAAACUGUGAAGCCAUAACAAUUUAACUUUGUUUUGUUAUCGAGUACGUCUGCAUCUGACCCUAACCCCCAUCUGCAGUGUCCGACGACUCGUUAGUGAUGUUUUUAUCCAUCAUCUGUUGAAACACCUGAACUGGAUCCUCUGGAACAGAACUCUGGAAAUAAACCACAAUCUCAAAUAUUCCUGGUCCUUCAAACUGGAUCCUGGUUCUGAGGUCACAUCCUCGUUAAAAAAACAACAAAAAAAACAACCACGAGAUAAAGGUCAGUCUGCGAUUUUUUUCCUGGUGACAAGGUUGGUGCGCUCAUGUAGUUGCUGGAUUAUCGUGUUUACUCGCACGACACAACCUACAGUGACUCCUACAUCUAAUGCUAAGCUAAAUAUUUAUGGGGCUAAUGCUGAGCUAAAUUCCCCUGGGGCUAAUGCUAAGCUAACCACCCUUGGGUAAACCACUGAGCGUACUAUUCCUGGGGUUAAUGCUAAGCUAUCCACUCCUGGGGCUAAUGCUUAAUUAUCCACUUGUAUGGCUAAUGCUAAGCCAACUAUCUUGGGGACAGCACUGAGCUUACAACUCCUGUGGCUUAUGCUAAGCUAACCACCUGGGGAUACUGCUGAGUUAGCUAUUCUAGGGGCUUAUGCUGAGCUAACUACUUCUGGGGAUAAUGCUAACCACUCCUGGGGCUAAUGCUAAGCUAACCAUUCCUGGGGCUAAUGCUAAGCUAACUAAUGAUAAGUUCAUUAACAGUUAAGUGGGACAGUGUCUUUGCUUUGUCACCAUGACAGACUCUGCCCACUCUUUAAAAUCACCCCUCUCUCUCUGAGUGUGUGUGUGUGUGUGUGUCGCUCUACCACAGUAACCAUUGGCCUAAUAUGGCGUCUCCGUAGUUUGUAGAAUAAAGUUUUUAAAAAUCAAAGUUGCUGGUUCAACUCCGCGCCUCAGAAACCACGGCAAUGACUGUUACAAAGAAAAUGGAUGCACUUCUUCUUCUUCUCUGAGCAGGGAGUUUGCGCACGGCUCUUUGAUCUUUUCUCGUAUUUCCUGCUGACGCUGUUUGUUUGUUUGUUUGUUUUCUUGUGGCUCUGCCCCCUCACAGCAUGGAUCCGCCUCUACUUGAAGUGAAUGUACAGUUUUCGUCUCCUGUGGUGUUUUGUUUUUUCUCCGUCGUCUCGUUAACGUGGUCAAAAAAGAAAAAAGAAUUUGAUUGGCCGAGGCGUGGAUCACGUGACUCCGCCUCUAAACAUCUUUUUUUUUUUUAAAUCUCUUUUAUAUUUUUGUUGUUUUUGCAUGGACUUCUUUCUUCCUGUUCAUAAUGAUGAUGUCAGAGGUCGUGGGAGGAGGGGUCAGACUGCACUUUGCCCCUCCCCCUGACCUCACUGUUUGUGUUUGGUUCUUUAAACUGUAGUUUGUUUGUUUUUAGUUACGACCUGCACCAAAAACAUGCACACAAACGUUCUUAUGCACGCGGUUUCCUGUUUGCACGCGGUUUCCCGUUUGCACACAGUUAAUGGUUUGUACGCGGUUUCCCGUUUGCACAAGACCACGGAAUAAAAAGCUAAUUGAUUGAAAAAAUUCGGGGCAUUAACUGUGGCAGCUUUGAUCUUUUACUGUUUCCAUGACGACGUCUUGAUGACGUGUUUACAGGUGACAAUGUUGUUGUUUGAACGUGUAAAUGACUCACAAUCACAUGUGCACUUAUUAAAGUGACACAUUUACUCUGA
Molecule: messenger RNA, 6394 nt
Organism: Solea solea (common sole)
Lineage: Eukaryota; Metazoa; Chordata; Actinopteri; Pleuronectiformes; Soleidae
Gene: ankfn1a
Product: ankyrin repeat and fibronectin type III domain containing 1
Exons: 25
Coding region: 149-4630 (1493 amino acids)
Biological process (GO): establishment of mitotic spindle orientation; regulation of establishment of bipolar cell polarity
Cellular component (GO): spindle
Molecular function (GO): protein binding
Source: RefSeq, a predicted model, not a curated record